AUGAACAGACUAUUUGGUCGCCGUGAAGAGCCCAGACGUAGCUCAGAUGAUGACUACAACAAAAUGCAAUACUUCACUCCUCGCGGUAAUAUACCAGCAAAAGUGGUCGAGCAACAAGUCCGAGAGCGCGUCAUUGACCCCAACGACAAAACCAAAUACAAAUACCCUCAUCAAUACAAGAACGAUGAAAAGGACGCCAAUGGCAAUCCACGCCAAAACUUCGAACCUUUCGAGCGCAGGAACCGCCCCGCCGACGAAGUACCUUUCUUCGAAAUUCCCAUCAACAGCCGAAUCAAUCUGGAUAAAAAACCUGCGCCGCUUAAGAGUGUUCAGAAGCUAGAGAAAGAGCCACCUCAUCACAACGACAGGGCUCGAGUGCAGCUCAACGAGCUCAAUGACUCGGGCCCCCUUCGAGGUGUUGUUGCAGUGGAGAAACAAACUGGUCACAACUGCGGGGUUGCGGGAGUUAUCUAUCAUCCCGAGGGUAGCACACACGACCUUGACCGUGCGCGCAUGGGACCUCUGAACCGUGAAGGUCGUCAGUUUUUGAAACGAUUUGCGGAUGACGAUGGUGAUCACCGUGUGACUACGUGGCCCCCUCGUGAUGAGGAUGGAGAUGAUCUCGCAUUGUAUGAAGGACGGUAUGAGAAGGUCAGGGCCUCGAAGCCAAAACCGAUGCCCAAGUCUCCAAACAACAAGUUUUUCAAGAAAUAG
This is a messenger RNA of Fusarium pseudograminearum CS3096, 714 nucleotides long. RefSeq lists its product as uncharacterized. The record is from RefSeq and is a predicted model, not a curated record. Lineage: Eukaryota; Fungi; Ascomycota; Sordariomycetes; Hypocreales; Nectriaceae. The coding region runs from base 1 to 714 and encodes 237 amino acids. The transcript is spliced from 2 exons.